Messenger RNA from Protopolystoma xenopodis, 268 nucleotides. NCBI's taxonomy places the organism in Eukaryota, Metazoa, Platyhelminthes, Monogenea, Polystomatidea, Polystomatidae. The record is from the annotation of a GenBank genome assembly.
CGGUCUCCUCUCUUUCUACUUCAGCGCCAAGUAUGUGUUCUUCAUCGGCAUCUUCGGAACUGCCCUGCUCAGCUUCGUGAUUCCGCUUGCAGCACGCACACACUCGGGGGCUUUGAUCGCUGUCCGCGUGAUGCAAGGCCUGUUCGAGGCAAGGAGCCCGACUUGGUUGUCAUUCUUUUCGCUUUCCUCAUAUAUGCAGUUGAUAUUAGCUAGAAGCAGAUGGUAUUUUCAUGGUCUGGCUAACUUAUUCAGGGGCUGUUUGACUUGA